AUGAAUAUCCUGAUGUAUAGUAAUGAUUAAAUUACUUUGCCCGAUGAGUACGAUUCUGAAACAAACGAGGGUUAUGACUCAGAAAAAAAGAGUGAAGAUUAAUUCAUAAGUCUAGGUGUUGAUAAAAAUAAGAUCAAAGGAGAAAUUAUUAGCAUUUAUGUAAUGCACAGUGAUGAUUUUAACCUCAAGACUAUAAUUCACAUCAGUCAAAAGUAAGUAAAUUUUAUUUUAAUCUUUACCUAUAUCAGUGAAAAAAUGACUGUUUUUCAAAUAGUACUGAAUGAUAAUUUUCAGCAGAAAUAUGAAUAGUUCAAUGGUUUAACAGGAUUAAGUGCUAUUGAAAUAUGGAAAAUAAACGGAGGACCUUAGGUUCAGAAAAAAAUCAUGUCUAGCUCUAACAUUAAAGGCUCUUAAACAAUAAUAUCAAUAGAUGGGAGAGUUAAGGAUCAUCUUAAAGCAAAUGACUUAAUAAUGUGUAAAGUCGAAUCCUUUGAUAUAUGGCUUAAAAUUGAGAUUCAGCUAUCUUGUUCGUUCAAGGCAUUGAAUGCAUCAGUUGAAAUCAAAGUAGACAAGGAUAUAAAAGGAAAGGACCUAAUAAAUAUUAUAUAGAAAUUUUGUGUAGAAGCUUGGAAUUCAUAUUGUGACUCUGCUUCUUAAAGAGAAUAUUAACUUAUCUAAGCGUAAUCCAAGGUAAAAGCUAGUUCAGCAGACAUGCUGAGAAUGAAGGAGGAAUUAUUUAUUUUGACAGAUUUUAAAACAUUUAGAGUUCAAAUUGUAUCUACCUCGAAUACUAUAACUAAAGAUGAGAGUGUCAGAAUGUCGAGUAUCAAAGUAAGAGAUAGAAAAUUAAGUAAAAAAAUGCUUUACGAAAUUGUAAUGGAUUAAAGAAUAGGAGAAAUGUUCACCUAUACUUAAAACUUGAUAAAAGUUGAAUGCAAGUUUUAAACUCUAAAGUAGCUGUUUCAAUUAUAGAAUCCAAUGCUUAAAUUCGUAAGUGAGACAAGCUUAGAUACCAACAGACCAUCAGUUGAAAGAAAAUCAACCAUUCCCUUAAAGAAAAAUGUAUUAAACACAAACACAACUGAAAAUAGAAGAUUUUCAACUAAAUUAGGAUUGAUGAAUUCUCCUGAGAAGAGGAAAAAUGCCCAAAUGUCUGAUCCUAGCAAUUUUAAUAGACUUGAAAAUGUACAAGGUGUCUUUUCUACAUCAAUGCCAUAUCAAAACAAUUUCAUUAGGCAAACAGAGGAUUCAGGAAGUGGGAAUUAGCCUAAUCCUGACGAGGAAAGUAAGGAGCCUGAAUCCGAUCCGAACUCUGACAUUAAUGAUAAUGCUGAAACAAUGAUGAUAAAGCUGUCUAUAUAAGAAAAUACUGCUAGGACUACGAAUUUUGAGCGUCUUUCCAUUCAAAAUACAUUAAACGACAAAUUCAUGAGCCAAAAUAAUCGACAAUCUAGAAGAAGCACUUAACUUGUGGAGGAAGAUAGUUCACUUAUUCAAGAUACUAGUAAGAGACUUAGCACGAGUGUAGAUAUGGUAAUGACAUACGAUUAGAUUCAAAGAUCAAUGGAAAAAUCUGAAUUAAAUUUAUAAGAGAUAAAAGAGCAAGAAGAAUAAGAUAUUCAACCAGGAGAGGAACAGCCUUCAUCCGCAAGAUUAAUUAAAACAAGGACUCAUUCAGCAGAAGGUCAAUCUAGAAUGAUGAAUAAUACUGGCUUUCUAACAAAUAGAUCUUUGAACACCACCAUGAAUCCUUUUAGAUCUUUAGGUAAAAUAAAGAAUUCAGAGAUGAUGAACAAAAAGAGAGACCAAGAUGAGGAAUUUGAUCUUGAGGCGACUCCUAGAACUCAAGCUAAAUUUAGGAAAAAACUAGGCAAAAAGCAAACUGGAGAAUUUACCUCUAUUAAAGAUAAUAAAUAAGAUGAUUCCUCACUACUAAAAACUGAUAUCAAUGACCCAUUGCUUGAGUCUUUUCAGGAUUAAUUUUUCCAUGGUAAGUUAAAAGGAAAUCUUCAUCUGACUGUUAAGCUUGUUGAAUAACCAGCAACAGAUUUGAUCACAUCUAAGACAUUAGAGAAAUCAAAGAACUAUGCCUCGGUUACAAACAGAGAGAGCUAGUCUGAUAAAACAGUUAAAAAUACAUAAGGAGCAGAAAAUAUAAAGGAAAAUAGAAGCAUUAAAAAUGAAAAUCAGGUAGGUAAUCACACUAAGAAGGCAUCAAUUUUUGGAAACCUGAUUAAUUACAUAAGAGGAACUCCAAGAGUAUAACAUGGCCUAAAAAAACUUCAACUUAAAGUGAAUCCACAGGAGGAAGAGAUGACUGAUGAAUAAAUGAUUUAAAAGAUAAAUUUUGAUCAGAUUAGAUUCAUACUGACUUAUGAGGAAUUUAUUGCUAUUAAGAUUCCUAUCACAAAGAACUUUUAUUUCAGUGAAAAGGAUAUUUAUGAUACAAAUGAAAGUGAUCUUGGAGGGGAAUUAUUUGAAUCAGAAGAACGAAAAAAAAAGAUUACCAUAAGCAGAAAUUUCUUGAUUGCUAUUGGAUUAUUUAUUGCAGCAGUUUUGAUCAUAACAGCUAUUGUUUUCAUUGUUAUAGAAACAUGA
Messenger RNA from Stylonychia lemnae, 2598 nucleotides. The record is from the annotation of a GenBank genome assembly. Lineage: Eukaryota; Ciliophora; Spirotrichea; Sporadotrichida; Oxytrichidae.